GUGCGCGCCCGCCCGCGUGCCUGCCUCCUCCCUGCCUUCCGAUCCGCCCCUGUUCGCUGACUCAGUGCCUUAAGCAGCAUCGUCGUUCACCUGCGUAGAGCAACGACAUCCUCUCCGGAGAAAUACUAAAACUAACUACUAAUACAGACAUGGCCAAAACAGCGACUGCGUACAAGGAGAAGAUGAAGGAGCUCUCCGUCCUCUCGCUCAUCUGCUCCUGCUUUUACCCAGAGACACGCAACAAGCUUGCUUGCGAGUUUGAAGACAUGGAAGUGAAGCCAAUAAACAAGCGGGCCUCUGGGCAGGCCUUUGAGGUGAUUCUCAAGCCCCUGUCUCCGGUAUCAGAAGUCAUCCACAGCCUGGCAUCUUCCCCCAAGAGAGACAUCUCCUUGGAUGACAUCGAGAAGAAACUGGAGGCGGCCGAAGAGCGGAGAAAGUACCAGGAAACUCAGGUGCUGAGGGCUUUGGCGGAAAAGCGAGAGCACGAGAGGGACGUGCUGUUCAAGGCCCUGGAGGAGAACAACAACUUCAGCAAGAUGGCUGAGGAGAAGCUCCAGAUGAAAAUGGAGCAGAUCAAGGAGAACCGCGACGCCCAUCUGGCAGCCAUGCUGGAGCGUCUACAGGAGAAGGAGAGACACGCGGCGUUGGUACGCAGGAACAAAGAGCUGAGGGAAGAGCUGACACCAUGAGCGACGGACACACCAGUCCCAAGUAUUAUCUCACUUCAUCCAGCCUCACCCAGUUCCCCUUCAUCCAUUUGCUACUCACCCUGCUCUAAGAGCCCUCUCCAGAACAGGCGUGCAAACCUGGAGCCCGAGAGGUGGAGGACCUCACCACCAUCACACACACUCACCCGUCAAUCAAUCAUCCCCUAUCAGUCAGUAUUAGUCAGGAUUUCUUGAUUUUACAGAGGGAUCUUAUUUUGUAAAUAUUGUUUUAUCUAGCUGUCUGUCUAUCUAUCUCUGGUUUCUGCUGUUCAACCACACUUUUCUUCAUUGUAAAUUGGAUGUAGACUGACGUUUGCAAUGUAUUCCUGAUGCCGAUGAUGUUUUUGUGUCUUUGUGUACCUUAUAUACAGACGCCAUGCACGCUUAGAAUGUAUACAAUACAAACAAAACAAACCCUCUGCAAUGAAUGUGAUUGGUGCUUUAUUUCUUAUAGGAUUAAGAAUAUCUUCACCCAAGAAGAAGGGAUGCAGGAUGCUCUAUUUCUAUACUAGAAUAUACAUUCAGCCCACAGUCUCUUUUUUAAUGUACAGUACCACUCAUGUCUGCCUGUGUCCUCUGCUGCUUGUGCCACCUCACCACCCAACCCUCCCUUCAUCAAUUUAUCUGUGAAAGCUUUGCUUGAUGAAUAAACAUUUGGGGUUCUGUGAACAUGA
Molecule: messenger RNA, 1381 nt
Organism: Dunckerocampus dactyliophorus (ringed pipefish)
Lineage: Eukaryota; Metazoa; Chordata; Actinopteri; Syngnathiformes; Syngnathidae
Gene: stmn2a
Product: stathmin 2a
Exons: 5
Coding region: 150-689 (179 amino acids)
Biological process (GO): regulation of microtubule polymerization or depolymerization; neuron projection development; microtubule depolymerization
Cellular component (GO): neuron projection; growth cone; cytoplasm
Molecular function (GO): tubulin binding
Source: RefSeq, a predicted model, not a curated record